GUUGGAGUUUUUAGAAUGAUAGAGAUUAUAUUGUUUUCAAUUCAUCGUAGACUUUGUUAUAAUUGUAUGAUGUGUAUCCCUUUCUAAUUUCACCUUUAGUUUUAUUGUUUUGAUGAUCGGAACACGGAUGGAACUGAAACAGUUUAAUCACAAGUGAUGCAUGUUGUGUUUCCGUAUGAAUUAUUUGUUUUCUUUUUUCCCUGAAACAUGGGUUUCAUGAAAAAAAUUACUUCUAACAUUCGUUCGAAUUUAUUUGUUUAUAGUUUGGUUAGGAGUACCUUUUUUCAUUAAAACGGAUUUGCUUUCAUGAACAAAUAGCACUUGGUUCUAUUUACUUCGGCUCCGUGUUACUAUAUUAGGGGUAUCUGUUGGAUCAAUAACGGAAGGAUCCAGUAGGCUCUAUUGGCACGAGUAUGCGAUUUAUGGAUGCCUAUCGUCAUUUUGAAUAAAGUUUUUGUACAAGACUUACUAAUAAAUACUCCAGCUGGAAUGAAAUAUAAGAAAAAUUGGUAUAUGAAAAGUUGAUCUAUCUCGUUAGAAACUAUGAUCAUAUACGUCAACGAUACUUUUUUGCUUAUAUUUUAUUUCAAAGUAGUAAUAUUAUAUCGUUAUAGACAUAUAAUAGCAGACUAAAUAUUAAGUGCUAGUGUGGAAGAGAACAGUCGACUGGAUCUUAAUAUGGUUGGGUUGAGAGCUAAGAUAAGUUCUAUUUUCAACUUCACCGCCUAUGCAAAUUUUAUUCUGAGGUAUGUUGAUGAAGAUGGAGACUUGGUGAAUCUUGUGGAUGAUGAUGAUUUGCGUGAUGUGAUGAGACAACAAUUAAAAUUCUUGAGAAUUGAUGUACAUAUGAUCAAUAAUUCUGGUGGUAAAUCAGAUGUUGAUGGUUCUACUGGAAGUGCCACCCCUUUAAACAUGAUUUGAGGCUUGUACUAGCAGCCUCCAGUGUCGGUCGACAGGUGGAGGCUGGAAAUGUGGGAGUCGCCCCAGUUGAUCUCAAUACUCUCCCAUGUGAUCCAUAUUCACACAUUAAUGUAGAUAGUGCACCACUUUCAUCAGCAGUUCAUGUAAGUGAUGACAAGGGUAAAACGUCUAUUGUUGAUAGUCUUGCUGGUAAGGGUGAAAUAUGUGGAACAUCAAUGAAUUUUGUCACUCCCAAUUACACCCCAACCAAUAGUCAUGCUACAAGAUGUUCAUAUCAGAAUACUAAAGAAUUUAGGCAUUCAAAGAUCCCACCACAUAUUCUUAAAACAAUGCAAGGCCAAAGUUUCAUUUUGGAUAUCAAUGCCUUGGAUGGUACAAAGAUUUGGCGAAUCCGCACCAAUGGCACUUUAGUGUGGCCCAAGGGAACUCAACUUGUUUGGAUUGGUGGAGACAAAUUAAGUGACUUGCUUUCUGUUGACUUAGAGGUUCCUAAGGAUGGUGUACUCAUGGAGAAGGAGCUUGGCAUUGCAGUUGAGUUUAGAGCGCUCCAGUUACCUGCUCUCAAGGUCUGAACUUGAAUAUUCCCCUUGGUGUUGGUGGCUAUGAAGGAACUCGGGUUAUAGAUAUCAAUGUUCAACCUGCUGAGGAUAAUGCUUUUCAUCAACCCCAAAAUCAUAAUGCUCCCCCUAAACCUGUGAAUCAAAAGGUUGAUAAGGCACCAUGGCAGGAACUGGAAAACGAAUUUCCUACCAAUGAAGCUAUAUUUGUUCAGUGGAACCUUCAUCUGUUUCUUACCCCAUUAUCGAUUUCUCUGGCACGGCCCCAUCUGUUCCUUCCUAUCAGCAAACCUCAACUGUGGGUGCACUAUCACCAUCUCUAGGGAUGGAUGAAAGUGAUUUGGUAGAAGGGGCCCUCAUCAGAGAGCUUGAGGAGACGGGUUUUAAGCAAGUUGGUCUAAACAAAGAGCUUUUGAGAAUGAAUGAGUACAAUCUGGAGCAGUCAGUAGAGCAUCUAUGUGGUGUUUCUGAGUGGGACCCUAUCCUUGAAGAGUUGCACGAGAUGGUAAAUUGUUUUCUGGACUGCUUUUUCAUUUUGCUUGAUUGAUGUUGCUAUUUGUAUUUUGAAGGCAAAAUAAAUAAAUUAAUGAGUAAAUCAAAUGCAUGUAUUUAUCUUCAAAAUCAUUCACAUCUUUUUCAUUACAAGCUAGCUAUAUACUGAUAGCUUGUUGGGAAAUGAGGCAUUGUAAUAUCCUUUGAUGUCUU
Molecule: messenger RNA, 2183 nt
Organism: Cicer arietinum (chickpea)
Lineage: Eukaryota; Viridiplantae; Streptophyta; Magnoliopsida; Fabales; Fabaceae
Source: RefSeq, a predicted model, not a curated record